Molecule: messenger RNA, 3108 nt
Organism: Dreissena polymorpha
Lineage: Eukaryota; Metazoa; Mollusca; Bivalvia; Myida; Dreissenidae
Exons: 3
Coding region: 303-1982 (559 amino acids)
Molecular function (GO): zinc ion binding
Source: RefSeq, a predicted model, not a curated record
AUUAUGACACACAGAUGACUUACAUGUAUCGACAAUUCAAACUUUUGAUAACUAAUAUCAUAGCAUAAUUGUUUGGUUUUAUGGCAAGAUAAAAAAAUGGGGUAGUGUGUUCAGCAAUUGAGAUAGCUAAAAUUUGGUUUACUUGAGUCAAGACUGACUUUGGUAGAAGCGGUGGAUUAGCAUUUUGUUAACUUUGUAUCCUUAAGCUGGGUGUCAUUUUGUCAGGCAAAAGCUGUUAUUGUACAGUUUUAAUGUUGUGUAAUAGUGCAUUAAUCUAGUUAGAACGUCUGUCAGCAUCAAGAAUGGCAGCUGCAUCAGUGUCUUUGGACACAUAUUAUUCUGAUACAUUAGCGGCAUAUCUUUGCGCAACUUGUAAGAAUAAAAACUCUAAGACUGUGGCAAAAGCUUAUUGUAAAAAGUGUGAUGCUUGCUUUUGUGACCAAUGCGUAAAUCUACAUAAUCAGUUGUUUCAAAACCAUGUCACUUAUGGGCCUAAAGAAAAGGAGAAGUGGCCAGUUGCCAUGGCUACACAGGAGUUUUUGGAGAUCUGUGAAGUACAUACGGAAGAGAAACUGAGACUAUUCUGUGAGGACCACACCCAACUGUGCUGCAAUACUUGCAUUCUGCUGAGUCAUCAACAGUGUCCAAAGGUUACCUUGAUUGCUGACAAUACCCUGUAUGCAACAGACCAUCAGCAGCUGUCAGCCAAGAUUAACACCAUUCUGGAUCAACUAAUGAAGCUGCAAACAAAUUGGGAGAGCAACCUGAAGUCACUGCAAGUGUCAUACGAAGAAAGGCUUAAAGAGGUGAACAAUAUGAGAGAGAAAAUAAAUUCCACCUUAGAUAAGCUGGAGAAGGCCGCACUGAAGGAAAUGGAUGAAGUGAAGGCCAGCUGGAAUGCGUCUCUCAAGUUUGAUGUUGAUGCAUGCUCAAGCCUUCAUACUAAGCUGACGCGUCUCAAUAAUGCAUUACAGGAAACUGGCACAAAAAACGCAGAGCUUGCGUUCAUUGCUUAUCAGAAAAGCGCAGAGAUGUUAAAACAAGUGGACAAAUACAUGAACAACAAUUCAGUACAAACAGAAGUUUCUUUAAAGUUGCUUGUGUACAAUGACAUUGAAGUGUAUUUAUCCAACCUCACAGUUCUUGGUCAUACCAUACAUGUUCAGAAAGAAGUGACUAUGCAGGAAAGUCCAGACAAGGCAAUCUCAGUUGCAGGAACUACUCCAGUUUGUGUGAAAAUACCGAUUGAUCGUACCAACUGUGAUAUCAGGGGCAUUUGUAGUCUUUUCAAUGGUCAGAUACUUGUUACAGACAUGACUAACAAAGGAUUGAAGCUGUUGGAUCUGCGGCUCAAGGUGGUCAGUGUCUGUGCUAUGUCUGACUCUCCAUAUGACAUGUGUCUGGUCUCCCCUUGUCAGGUAGCAGUCGUUAUUGACAAAGGUAUACAGUUUGUCUCAGUGAACAGUGGAGAGCUGGUGAAAGGCAGGAGGCUACAGCUACAGCAUGAAUGUAGAGGAGUUGCCCAUCACCAGGGGGACCUCUAUGUGACCUCAGAUACUGCUCUGUACAAGUACACUCUCACUGGCACACUGGUGAACAAGAUGUAUGAGGACACAUCAUCUCCUUUUUUGGUCUGGAGAUGUGCAGUGAGUCCCAGUGGUGACAGGAUCUAUGUUACCAACCGUAGCCAACACAAGCUCCUCACCCUGGCCAGGGAUGGGACUGUUAUCUCCAACUUCACUGACAGAGAACUUCACUACCCAAGGGGAGUUCAUGUGACACCUGCAGGACAAGUGCUUGUUUGUGGAUCUGCAUCCAGCACUGUCAUUCAAGUGGACAGAGAGGGCAAGAAGAAGAUUGGUACACUGGCUACACAGAAGGAUGGACUUCAAUCCCCUCAAUCAGUUUUCUAUGACUGGCAAUCUGGCUGUGUCAUUAUUGGAUGCCAUAAUGCGAUUAUCCUGAUGUUUAAUAUAAAAUGAAAAAGAUUUAUGGGAAAAAAACACUAUUUUGGUUACCAUUUGAAUAAAAAAUAAAUGUUUAGCCUUCUGAAAUUCAUAGGGUUUAGAAAAUGUAAAAUGUUGUGCUUUGAUUUUAUGUUUUAAUUUGUGGAUUGAAUUGAAAAAUCUUCAUUAAAAAUAACAAGCUGAGAUGAUUUGGCAUGCACUGCUAAACACUUCAUUGUAUAUAACAUUGUGACUUUAAUUGAUUAUUUAAAUAAACAAUUACCAAAUUGUGUUAAUUUUCAUAGAAGCAUUCUUCUUAUAAUUUUCUUAAAGUACCUUCCUCACUAUGUAAACGUUCAUUAAGAAUGCUAUGCUGUUUACCACUUUGUUGCAACAAGAGAACAACAUUGUGUGACGUUACAUUGUUUUUAUUUGUUAUGCUGCCCUCAUGAAUAUUUGUAUUGUCCCCUACCGGUGAAACCGGAGGGGACUUAUGGUUUGCGCUCUGUGUGUACGUGAGUCUGUGAGUCUGUCACACUUUUCUGGAUCCUGCGAUAACUUUAAAAGUUCUUCACCUAAAAAUUCAUGAAACUUGAAACAUUGACAGAUGGCAAUAUGGAGAUUAUGCACGUCGUUUUAUUUUGAUCCUAUGUCAAGAAUUCUGGUUGCUAUGGAAACAAAUAGACUAGACAUAUUGCUGAAAAUGGUGGAUCCUGCGAUAACUUUUAAAAGUUCUUCAUAUUUUUUCAUGAAACUGGAAACAUGGAUGGAUGGCAAUAUUGAGAAUAUGCACGUCAUUUCAUUUUGUUCCUACGUCAAGAAUUCUGGUUUCUAUGGCAACAAAUAGACUAGAAAUAUUGCUGAUAAUGGUGGAGUUUCACCGGUAGGGGACCAUAUUGCCUGACAAUAGUCUUGUUGUAUUUGUACAUAUUGUCAGCAUAAUUGAUGUUCAUUAUCAAAACAGUAUUUUUCUGCUAUCUUGUAUUGUAUAAAGUCAAAUUUCUUAUAUAGCAGGUUGUAUGUGAAGUUAAAUUUCAGUUGUUUGUGAUGUUGUGUUAUGCUAUAUGUUGGGUCGUGGGUAAUUUCCAUAAAGUUGUUAAAUCACAAAUAUUUUCAAAAUACCUGUAUAUGACCAUGAAUCAUUAUAAACAUAAUUUUUAAA